UCCCCGCACAAGCAUUUCACAGCACGGCGGCCGGAGGGACGAACAUGACACACGUUUGAUUCCCUACAAGAAAGACGAGGGAGAAAAGACGUGGAUUUACGCGCUGCUUGGAUUUCCCGCAGACGCGGCAACUUUUGCUGUUAUGAUGAACGCGUAAACUGGUUCACAGCUGCUUCAUUCGGAGACAAGAAGCAAAUAGAUCUCAAGCAGUCUUGAGAACAUUCACAAUCCCCAAAACUCAUCAGCAUGACGUCUGCCGAGGAGUCGUCUGGCACAGUAUUGCACAGACUCAUCCAAGAGCAACUUCGAUACGGAAACCCCACAGACACCCGCACCUUACUAGCCAUCCAGGAGCAGGCCCUGCGUGGGGGAAGUGGAAGCAACAGCGGUCCGAGCAGUGGGGGCGAUUUGGGCAGGAGCCCCAGGUCGUCUCUAGAGAGUCUCACCCAGGAGGAAUCUUCUUUCCCCCAGCUUUCUGCGAGGCAGGAGCCCCAGGGCCAGGAGCACCAGGGUGACUACCACCACUCGGAAAGCGGCUACCAACUGUACCAGCUCCACGGCGAGGAGCUUCCCACCUACGAACAGGCCAAGGCCCACUCUCAGUAUCUGGCCUCUCACUGGGCACCUUCAAGCCCUAACAGGCUGCCCCAUGAGGGAAUGCUCUCACUUGAUGGGGCUUUCCACGAGGAGGUGGAUGAGAUAGACCGUAAAUGCGCCCAUGCACGCUCACUCAGUGAGCAUCGCUUACAGAUAUCACUGGAGAGAAGCGAUGCGGUCGUCAAGGCGGAGGCCAUCAAAAGCACCUCUCACAGCUACCCUGAGCUAGCUUACUACACCCAUCAGGCCCAGACCACACGGCAAAGCCAAGAGAAACGCAACCCGCCGCCUGAGUACUCGGCCCCCAUCCAAGGACAAGGAUUUAUCCCCCACCAUGCUCAGGAGCCAGCGCAGGCCCAACAGCACAGGUACAUCCAGUCUGGACCGCCGACUGACGUCUCCUGCUACAACACAUUCCCCAGCUUGCCCCCUGCUGGUUUGGAGGAACCCAACCAAGUAGAACUGCUGCUGAUGGAGAACGAGAGGCUGAGGCAGGAGCUAGAAGUUCACCGAGAGAAGACUGGUCGCAUUCAGAAGCUGGAGCAGGAAAUCCAGCGCAUUUCUGAGGCCUACGAGAAACUGAUGCAGGGCAGCAGCAAGAGAGAGAACCUGGAGCAGACCCUCAGGAGGAGGCUGGUGGCCGAGAUCCGCCGUCUGCAGGAUUUCAACAGAGACCUUAAGGAUAACUUGGAAAAUGCUCGAACGCACGCGGCGAAAGAAGUGCAGGUGGCUGACCACAACCAGCACAUCAUGGCUAAACUCCUGGAGCAAAAUGAGGAGCAGAAUGCAGACCGGGAGCGCAUUGAGCGGGAAGUGGAGCGCCUGAAGACCACGGCGGAUGAGCAGAGCCUUCGCGCAAAGAGACUGGAAGAGGCUCUGGAGGCGGCACGAGUACGCGGCCGUCAGAUGGAGGAGGAGUUGAGGAGGAAGAGGGCCUAUGUGGAGAAGGUGGAGAGGCUCCAGAGCGCAUUGGCUCAGCUGCAAUCCACCUGCGAGAAGCGUGAGAGCCUGGAGAUGAAGCUGAGAACACGGCUGGAGCAGGAGCUCAGGAGUUUGAGGGCGCAGCAGCGACAGUCCCAACCUCCUGGAGUCACCAUCGGCUCCCUGCAGGAACGCCUCCGCGAGCGCGAGGAACGCAUCCUGGCGCUUGAGGCCGACAUGGUGCGUUGGGAGCAGAAGUACCUGGAGGAAAGUACCAUGAGGCAGUUUGCCAUGGAGGUGGCAGCCACAGCAGCCGCCCAGAGAGACACCACCAUCAUCAACCACUCGCCCUGCCACUCCUCUAACAACAGUUUCAACGAGGACCUGCCAGUUGCAGACUUUCGGAAUCAGGAAAUGGAGAACAGGAUCCGCGCCCUGUAUGCCCAAAUUUUGGAAAAGGACGCUGUGAUCAAGAUCCUCACUCAGCGGCUCCACCAAGACCAGGGGCGGAAGGAUGAGCAGAGACCCCGCACAAACCUGUUGAGCGCGGCGGGGGCACCUCUGCGACUGGCCUCCUCCACACCCUCCAUUUUUACCGACAAGAGCGGCACCAAGAGUCGAGGAGGCAAGAGCCUUUCCGAUGAUCAGACGUUGCCGAGCCAUCAGUUUUCCGCUCACUCCGAACCUGGAACGCUGGAGCGUCAGGCAGAGGGAACUCAAAGCACGGAGGCCUCCGGCAUAAAUAAGCUCAACAGCGACAAGCCAACGCCAAAGAAGUUGCUAUUGAACCCUUUCCGAGGCCUUGAAGAGUUGGAGUCAGAAGCAGUAGAGAUAUUUAUUUAACAAACAAGAACUGAAAGGCCGAUAAAGAAUUCCCAAAAUGUGUGAAAGGUAUUGGAUGAAAGAGGCCAGAAUGUAGUGAGGUGGGACAUAUAUAUACACACAAAUGCAAUGUGUGUGUGUGUGUGUGUUUUAGAGAAAGAGCUGAGCUCAGACUCACUUACUUAAAGCUGGCGCGCUGCAGGCAGUCGGCCCAGCUUGAAACAAGUGGACUCUUCCCAGGUACUUGGACAGUAUUUUGGAUGUGACGUAUUUAUAAGACAUACUGUAUAAAUCCAUAUAAUUGCUGCUUCCCCUUUUCUUUAUGACCAUUCUAUGUCCUAGUGAAUUACAAAGCUGCAUAUUUAUCUUAUGGUGGAUUUCACAUAAGCCCAAAUAUUAACUUAAGCCUUGUGGAGAUCCUGUCAAUAUUCACCCCCCUACCUUUCCAACAAAAUGUGGAUGUUAACCUGAGUAACCUCAUUUCCAGCGUGUUUGGAAUACGUCCCGUUGCUCACUAAUUUAUAACACAUGCAAACACUGUUGAAUGACGUGAUCUUCAUGGCCUGGCAGCUGGCUCUGCAGAGGCCAGGAGGCACGUGAGCAGAUGACUUUUAUUGUACAAAUGACUGGUUUCUCUUUGCCAAACUGACACGGACCUGAUGUGUGUACAGACGUAAGGGGAGAGGUGUUUCAUCAUGGUUGAUUUUAUCAUAUUCUGCUGUUCCGUACAUGAUCGGUGUGUGUAUGCAUGUGUGGUUAAAAGUGUGUUCUCCUCCAAUGGCCUUUCUGCUGGUCCAGAAGCCUUUUGCGGGGUUUAAAGAUGACACAAUUUGUUUUUGUUUUUGUUCACUGUGAGCUUUGAACUAACAAACAGGUUAAUUAUUAUUAUUAUUAUUAUUAUUAUUAUUGUUUUUAAAUGUAUUUUUUAUUCAGAGAUAUUGUAUUGCUAUUUGUAGAUAAUAUAGUGCUUUGAGCAGGAUGCCAAAGAGUUUAUCGUAUGUUUUGUUGUAAGUUAUGUGCUGACAAUCACGGUCAAGUCAAGCUGUACACAACCAACCGACUUCCGAGAGUCAUUUCUGUGAACUUCAAACAGUAUGAAGGUUUUUUUACCGUUGAAUUUCACUCGACAUUUCAUACAGCAAUAAAACAUUUGAAUUUA
Molecule: messenger RNA, 3499 nt
Organism: Nerophis ophidion (straightnose pipefish)
Lineage: Eukaryota; Metazoa; Chordata; Actinopteri; Syngnathiformes; Syngnathidae
Product: angiomotin-like 2a
Biological process (GO): actin cytoskeleton organization; hippo signaling; regulation of cell migration
Cellular component (GO): bicellular tight junction; plasma membrane; cytoplasmic vesicle
Source: RefSeq, a predicted model, not a curated record